AUGAACAGUUUGAUGCUGGCGCGCAGGACCGUCACUGUCCCCUCUAGGAUCCCGUGUGCCUGUCAGCUUCGCCCAUACGCCGCCAAAGCAAGCGUCAACACUGCCAUAGCCAGAGGGCUUCGCAAGUCAAAAGGCGUAGGCUUCAGAAACACAUCGUCCGAUCAUCCAAAUGUCCCACGCCCGCACCCGCAGGAGCAGAAGUACGGGCAAGCGAGAGGCAUUCCUCCGCACAAUUCUCGGCGGCAGAAAAACGAUGAGCGGGCGACAUAUGGAGAGCUGAGGGAGAGGGAGAAGGAGAAGGAGAAGGGAGAUCGCUUCCCAGACAAAGCUUGGAGGGCCAAGGGGGAGAAGGCACAGGCACAGGUUAGAACGGGUACACGAUCUUACGAUGGAAAUACCGCAGCAUUCUCUAGAACAGGCACCAGAUUUGGCCGUUCUUCGGGCGAGGCCAAGUCUCGAGAGAGGCGUGGCAGAUUCGAAGAAGAAGGCAGUGGUGCUUCAAUCUCUACGAUAUUCGAUCAGGGCUCUGAUCGGAAAUAUUCCAAGGAAGCCGAGGGCCCUGGUCGGCCAGAGAGAGCCAGAUUUGGGAAUAGGGGAGACCCGGGCAAAUUGGCAUAUACCGGGGACCGAAAUGCUGAUCGUCCAGCCAGGCCUUCCAAGUUUCGAACCCAGUCAGGUUCCCGUCCAUCUGACCGCUCUCCUCAGCUGAAAUUCCCUCAAAGACCAGAAGGCUCUACCCCUAAGCCAUCAUACCCUUCGCUGUCAUUUGGGCGCAAGACUGGAGACUCGCAUUACGGAAAUAGUAGUUCCUCUGCCACCACAAGCUCGAAAUCUCGAUCCAUCUCUGAACGAGAAGCCUCCCACCACAAACUCUCUUCUGAUCGAAAGUCCUUCAAAGAUUCCGAAAGUACCCCUAGCCGGCCUUUCAGGGAAAAGACGUCUUCGGGAAGCCCUUUGCCUCAGUUCGAGGGGAGGUCCGUCGGCCCGGGCAGCAGAUCGGACAAGCAAGAGCGUAGUGGAAAGCCUUUCGAACGAGGCUCCAAUUGGGGCGCGAAAAGGCCUUACGAGCAACGCCAUGGAGAUUCUGCAAAUAGCCAACCUCGCAGUAUGCACAUUGCCGACCACAAAAUACCUCUUUCUAUACCAUACACCACACCUGCCUCGGAAUUUCUCUAUGGAACCUCUGUUGUCGAGGCGGCUUUGAUGUCCCGCAGGAUACUGAAACGCAAGCUAUACAAACUCUACAUCUACACAGGUGAGAAUCGUGAGGACGCAAAUCGGGACUCCAGACUCCAACGACUGGCACGAAAGAAUGGCGUCGACGUGGUUCGAGUAGGCAACGAAUGGGUUCGGCUCAUGGACAAAAUGAGCGCUGGACGUCCACACAACGGAUACAUUCUGGAAGCAUCCCCCUUGCCCAGACUUCCCGUCACUCAUCUGGGGGAGUUCAAACCCGCAUCUGAAGAGCAGCAAGGAGGUUUCGAGGUCACCAUUGACUAUCAAUCCCGAGAAGAAGCUGCAGUCAACGGAACGGAGAACUUUAUCAGAGUUGCGAAAUCCACCUUUGGACGCAAGCCAUUCGUUCUCUUACUUGAUAGUAUCGUAGAUCCCGGGAACUUGGGAGGUAUUAUACGCACAGCUUCGUUCCUCGGAGUCUCUGCCAUCGCCAUCUCAACGCGCAACAGUGCAUCUUUCACCCCCGUCGUUCUCAAAGCCUCCGCAGGUGCUUCCGAGAACGUCACCUUGUUCUCUGUCAACAAACCCUCCGGUUUCGUCGUCGAUUCAAAGGCAGCGGGAUGGAAGGUCUUCGCAGCUGUCGCUCCUUCGAAGCGCGAUGAUCCUCAUAUGCCGAAGUCAAUUUCAACGGAUUGCUUGGACGACCCACUGUCCGAGUCCCCUUGUAUACUUAUGCUAGGAGGUGAAGGUGAAGGCCUUCGCUGGAAUCUGAGGAGCAAAGCCGACGUCGACUUGUAUAUCCCGGGAUGUGAUCAAAGCUACACUGUUGACAGUUUGAACGUUAGUGUUGCUACUGGCAUACUAUGCAAUUCUUUUCUGCGAAAGAAGAUCGGAAACUCAGCUAAAGAAGUAGCGGAUGGCGAGGCCGAAAGUAGACAUACAACCCCUGCUUUAUCGGCUUCGGGUGAUUUGUUUUGA
Messenger RNA from Drepanopeziza brunnea f. sp. 'multigermtubi' MB_m1, 2154 nucleotides. RefSeq lists its product as uncharacterized. Gene Ontology annotation, biological process: rRNA methylation. Gene Ontology annotation, cellular component: mitochondrion. Gene Ontology annotation, molecular function: RNA binding; rRNA (guanine) methyltransferase activity. NCBI's taxonomy places the organism in Eukaryota, Fungi, Ascomycota, Leotiomycetes, Helotiales, Drepanopezizaceae. The record is from RefSeq and is a predicted model, not a curated record.